This is a messenger RNA of Calliphora vicina (urban bluebottle blowfly), 1978 nucleotides long. It is a transcript of the gene Galphaf, whose product is annotated as G protein alpha subunit f. The record is from RefSeq and is a predicted model, not a curated record. Gene Ontology annotation, molecular function: GTPase activity; G protein-coupled receptor binding; G-protein beta/gamma-subunit complex binding. Gene Ontology annotation, cellular component: heterotrimeric G-protein complex. Lineage: Eukaryota; Metazoa; Arthropoda; Insecta; Diptera; Calliphoridae. The coding region runs from base 304 to 1476 and encodes 390 amino acids. The transcript is spliced from 5 exons. Gene Ontology annotation, biological process: sensory perception of chemical stimulus; adenylate cyclase-activating dopamine receptor signaling pathway.
AAACAAAUGCUUGCAUGCUUUAAAAAGUAGCUGUGAGUAAAGGAUUAAAAAGAGUACAACUUCCGUUUGAAAAAAAAGUACCAUUAUUUGAGUACCCAAGUUAAAUAAACAAUUUAAGUGUUUUUAAAGUGUAUUUUACAAAAACUAAAUAAUAAUAAUACGGAAAAUCCUCUAAUAUUUUCAAGACAAUUAAACUAUCAAUCAUAAUUAAAAAGAAGAAAAGAAAAAAACUUUUAAUUUAAACAAAGACAUUUUAAAUUUGUGGAUCGUUUGAAAUAAACUUGCUUAAAAAUACUGUCCAAAAUGAAAUUAAAAAUGCUACGGUGUUUGAGGCACUCUAAAACUCAUCCAGACGAUCUGAAGGCCUCUUCCAAAGAAGUAGAACGUAAAUGCAGUGAAAUUCAUAAAAAUUUUCGUGAAGCGGUCAAAAUUUUACUACUUGGCACCGCCGAAUCGGGCAAAACUACAAUAAUUAAACAAAUGCGUAUUUUACACAUCAAUGGCUUUUCAGAUGAUGAACGCCGCGAUAAAAUUCCCGAAAUCUAUCAGAAUAUCCAUGAAUCUAUAUACCAACUAGUCCAAUAUAUGACAAUAUUGGGUCUGGAGUAUCAAAGCUGUGCCAGCAAACACAGUGCGUCCUAUAUUUUAACAAUGGGCGAAACGGCGCCCGAAUAUAUGAAUGAGGAAUAUUGUGAUCAUGUCAUGACAUUGUGGAAUGAUGUGGGUAUACGCACAUGUUUUGAACGCUCGAAUGAAUUUCCCUUAUCCGACAGUACUAAAUAUUUUUUGGAUAACUUUGAUCGCAUCUCAGACUUUCACUAUAUACCUUCCACCGAGGACAUUUUACACAGUCGCAAAAUAACCACUGGUAUCCACAAUAUAUCCUUCCGUGUGGAAAUUCCCAAAAACAUGGGUGGCGGUGAGCAAAUCUUUCACAUGUACGAUGUGGGCGGUCAGCGUGAUCAACGCAACAAAUGGAUACAAGUAUUCGAGGGUAUACAGGCUGUACUAUUUCUAAUCUCCUGCAGUGAUUUCGAUCAAAACCUAAGAGAAGAUCCUACACAGAAUCGUUUGCAAGAGGCUUUAAAUCUCUUUCGAGGAGUUUGGCAAAAUCGCUUCUUGGCCUCAGCCGGCCUCAUUGUGUUCCUCAACAAACAGGACAUAAUGGAGCGUAAAAUAAGAGCGGGCAAACAUAUUGUUGAUUAUUUUCCCGAAUUUCAAGAAUUCCGCAAUAGUCCCCAGGCGGAGAGUUAUUUCGAUGAGUGUGAUUGGACGAAAAAGUUUAUUAAACAAAAACUUAUUGACAUUACACAGGAGCCGGUGAAACGGCCUUCACGUAAUCACAUGCAUAACUCGAAACGAGAGUGUUAUUAUCAUUUUACCGUGGCCACCGAUACCAGUUGCAUACGAAAGGUAUUCAAUGAUGUCCAUCAAAUGAUAUUACACGAGAAUAUGUCCUCUAUGGAUCUGUUUUGAUAUGGCCGAAUGAAGAAUAUAUUGUACAUAGAAUUAGAAAUUUUGUAAUUUUAAUACAAACUAACAAGGACUGUGAUUUUUUUUCAAUUAAGUUGUAGUUUUAAGACAAAAAAGAACUUAAUGUAAGAAAAAAAUAUUUAAUAAGUCUCCAUUUCAUUAGCAAAUAAAUACAUUGUAUGUAUAUAAAUAUUACGUUUAAGUAUGCAUUAAGUUAGCAGGUUUGGAUCUCCUAACUAGAGAUUUCUCCUCUAUCUGAAAUUAGUAUCUCUAGUGCAAAACCUCAUUUCAAAGAUAUUUGAAAUAUUUUGAUGUGAGCCCACGCCUGCUACCUGUAAAAGUAUUGUAGUUUAUACAUACAUAUAUCAAUAAGUAUUUAAGAACUAUUGUAAAUAUUUAAGAAUAGUUACAUAAUUAGUUUACAUUUUGUACAUAAAUUUUGAAUAUAUUUGAUAACUAACAAUCACAUUUGUAAUAAAUAAAAAAUGCACAUGAAACUAUGAAA